ACGCAAGGCGCCGUUCGCACUUCGCACGCAAACCCCUCCUCUCCUCUGCUGACCCCUCCUCUCCUGGUCUGGAUUCCACCAAGCCGUGUCCACCAACCGGCCACCACCCCCGCUGCCGGCUCGCACCUCUCUGCGCCGUGCUCAGAUUUGCCCCCCUCUGCCUGCCUGCUUCUACUACCUGCUGACACGGCGGUGCGGGUCGUGCUCGGUGGACGCCAGGGGGCUACCCCUACCCGGGAUCCAGGAUCGUGCUGUCUGCUCGCCCUCUCCUGCUCCUUCAAUCCCAUCGGAGAUCCGUGCUGGCGUUUCCUCCCGAUGUGUUCAUUUUCAAGUAUUUUAUCGCUUUGCCAGAAAUCUUUUUUAUGAUGACUUAAAAUGUCUGUAGCAUAUUAAUCACAAUUUUUAGACUUGUGCUCCGUCACUACAUAUGCCAGACAUAUAUUGAAGCUCAUGCAGCUCCUAUUCUCAAACCCAGUUUCAGCGCCCAAUUGUUUGGUUUGAAGAAAUCAAGUUCAGAUGGGCUCCAUUCUAAGUGCUACUAGUACUACGGCUAAGUCUAUGGAUCAGCAUGAGGCAUCUGGAACAGAUCCUAAUAAGAGGGUGAAGAUAUCUACUUAUGAGUAUGGGUCAAACCCAAGGAUAAUUCCAACUCUUCCUGAUGAGCUCUCACUCCAGAUCCUGGCAAGGUCACCACGGAUCCAUUACCUUAACUUGAAGCUGGUUUGCCGAGCCUGGAAGGCAGCAAUCAUCGGCUAUGAACUUUCCCAGCUGAGGAGAGAGCUUGGUGUAAGUGAGGAAUGGGUGUAUGUACUGACCAAGGCUGAGGCAUACAAGCUCCAUUGGUAUGCCCUGGAUCCAGUGUUUCAGAAAUGGCAGAGGUUGCCACCGAUGCCUUCUUUCGUCAAUCAGGAGGAAUCCAAUCGGACAGCAUCUUCGGCGUUCUGGAUGUGGAAUGUUGUGGGAUCAAGCAUUAGGAUUGCUGAUUACGUGAGGGGCUUAUUUUGGCGCAGGAACAGUUUGGACCAGAUGCCCUUUUGCGGUUGUUCAGUGGGUGUUGCUGAUGGUUACUUGUAUGUCAUUGGCGGUUUUUCCAAAGCUGUUGCCCUGAAUCGCGUUUGUAGAUACGACCCUUUUCUCAAUUUGUGGCAGGAAGUGAGCCCAAUGAUGACUGGGCGGGCUUUCUGCAAGGCGGCAUUUUUGAAUGGCAAGUUAUAUGUAGUUGGUGGAGUCAGCAGGGGUCGGAAUGGCUUGCUUCCCCUGCGUUCAGCUGAGGCGUUCGACCCUAAAACUGGAUUGUGGAGCGACCUACCAGAAAUGCCUUUCGCAAGAGCGCAGGUACUCCCCACUGCUUUCUUGGUCGAUGUGCUGAAGCCUAUCGCCACAGGAAUGGCACCCUACAAGGGAAAGCUGUAUGUCCCUCAGAGCCUGUACUCAUGGCCAUUCUUUUUUGACAUUGGAGGUGAGAUCUACGACCCAGAUCUGAAUGCCUGGUCAACGAUGCCGGAUGGUCUCGGCGAUGGAUGGCCAGCCAGACAGGCAGGCACAAAGUUGGGUGUUGUGAUCGAUGACAGACUUUACACGCUAGAGCCUUCCAGCUCUUUGGACAGUGGUAAGAUAAAAAGAUACGACUCCGAGGAGGACGCAUGGGUAACUAUCACCCCACAAGUUCCAGUUAAUGAUUUCACUGGUGCAGAGGCCCCUUAUUUACUCGCUGGCCUCGGUGGAAGGCUCCAUGUUAUAACAAAGGCGGCGAACAACACUCUUCAAGUUAUGCAGGCUGUGGUGCAGAAUAACUCGGUAUCUGAAGAAAAUGUGGUAUGGACAACAGUGGCUUCUAGGAACUUUGGGACGGCUGAGCUUGUCAGCUGCCAGGUUCUAGAUGUUUAAAAUGUGGGUCGCAAGUUACGCUUUGUAGAGGAUAUAGUAUGCCAUAGACCAACGAUUUAGCCAAGAAAAAUAUUACAUAGUUUUUGCUUUGUGUGUGUGUGGAACAAGAGUUCAAUUUGACGUGGAGGGAGAUCAAUUACAGAUAUUCAGAUAUGUAUAACUGUAUAAGCUAACUCAUUUGCUGGGACACUGUGUAUAGACAUACGAUCGACGUGUUAAUGUACAGUGCUCAAUUCUAGUUUCCUUUUUUUUUAAAACAUGUUUCUGAUCCUUAACUUUUCGGAGAUCAUUUAUUACA
Molecule: messenger RNA, 2185 nt
Organism: Zea mays
Lineage: Eukaryota; Viridiplantae; Streptophyta; Magnoliopsida; Poales; Poaceae
Exons: 2
Coding region: 517-1887 (456 amino acids)
Molecular function (GO): protein binding
Source: RefSeq, a predicted model, not a curated record